Tribolium madens (black flour beetle) is the source of this 1234-nucleotide messenger RNA. It is a transcript of the gene rho-7, whose product is annotated as presenilins-associated rhomboid-like protein, mitochondrial. Lineage: Eukaryota; Metazoa; Arthropoda; Insecta; Coleoptera; Tenebrionidae. The record is from RefSeq and is a predicted model, not a curated record. The transcript is spliced from 8 exons. Gene Ontology annotation, molecular function: serine-type endopeptidase activity. Bases 127 to 1155 code for a protein of 342 amino acids. Gene Ontology annotation, cellular component: membrane.
CAUAACGCAAACUUCCGUCACUAAUCUUCUACUUUAUUUGACAAAACAUAUUUCACAAAUUGUGUUAAUUUUUCUCAAAAUUUCAUGGUUUUUCCAUUAAAAUAAAACGUAUUUAUUGCCAGAAUCAUGGCUUUGAGUCGUAUGUUUCAGAUGAACGAGUUAUGCACCCCUCGAAACUCACUUUUUAUAAGAAAAUCGCCUCCAAAAUCCGUACGCAAUUUUCGUCAACGCAACAAUGACCCUGCCAAGUCCAACGUAAGCAGCAUUGAAACUCCGUUCCAAGACGUCACUUUAGGAGGUUCAAAUUUACACCCCCGCAAUUUGUGGAAACCGUUUGGAUUUACAAUUGGGUUUAGUGCUGCUUGCUUUGUAGGCGCAGCCAUUUGGGAGUAUGAGACCAUGAGAGCACAUGCAAUAAAAAUGCUGAAAAAACCAGUAAGACUAUUUAAACGUCAAGCAGAUGAUUUCCAUUCGAGAUCUAACACAUUAUUGAGACAAUUUGAAGAAAAGUGGAAGCUUUUGACGCCUGGUGAAAAAGUUUUUGUACCAAUUUGCCUUAUAAAUGUGCUUGUUUUCGGGGCGUGGAGGAUACCGAGAUUGCAACCCUUUAUGUUGAAAUAUUUUUGUUCAAAUCCUGGAAGCAAAAGUGUGUGUUUGCCUAUGAUUUUAUCAACUUUUAGUCAUUAUUCAGGGUUCCAUCUCUUGGCCAAUAUGUAUGUACUUCAUAGUUUCAGUACAGGUGCAGUACACAGUCUAGGUAAAGAACAGUUCCUAGGGCUGUAUUUAGGUGCAGGGGUUAUUUCAAGUUUUACCAGUUAUGUCUAUAAAGUGAUUACCAAACAGCCCGGCUUAUCACUAGGAGCUUCUGGGGCUAUUAUGGCAAUUUUGGGCUAUGUUUGUACCCAAUAUCCUGAAACCAAAUUAGGAAUUAUUCUACUGCCAAUUUUCACAUUUAGUGCAGGCGCUGCAAUUAAAGUAAUCGUGGGGAUAGACACAGCUGGAGUUUUGAUGGGAUGGAAAUUUUUCGAUCACGCUGCACAUUUAGGAGGAGCAGCUUGUGGAAUAAUGUGGGCUUUAUGGGGCAACCAAUAUUUGUGGGCUAAAAGGGAACCUAUUCUCCACUACUGGCAUGAAUUUAGAGGUUCUAUAAAAUAAUUAUUUCCAGUAUUAUUAAACUUUGUAAUGUAUAUAAUUAUUUAUUAAAAUAUUGACAGCAUUUUUAUUUGCAACAUGA